CUAGCAAGCACAGUCUUUGCUUUAAUACAUAUCUGUUUUAUUACACAGACACACACACACACUUUUUACAGCACAAAUAGUUAUUAUAUUUUUGCACACAAUGGAUUUGUCAAGGAUAUCAUCGUCGGGGAAACUGGACCAUGUGCUGCCAAGCAAUUUGCGUGAGAAACAUCCAAGCGUAGCAAGAGAUGGCAGUGCUGAUUUCUCUACCAUGCGCUCUAUGCAAAUACGUUGUGUCAUACGUGUGCUGCAGGACUCGGUAGAGUGUGUGAAGAGUGCGCUCCUAUUGCCAAAGCUGCUGAGGAGGCCGAGCAGUGUGGCCAACGUCUUGCAUGGCACCGAAUACCAGCCAGCCAUACGCCUGGUGGAAGACUAUAUACGCCGGCGUGACAUCAUUGUGAAGGAGCAGCGACCUCCGUUGAUGGAUCAUGGCAUGAUCAAGCUGAUCGACUACUUUCAACGCAAUCCGGAUAUAUAUUCACUGUUUCCAGACUUUCGCAUGACACCCGAGGAUCGCAAGUUGCUGAUCGCCUUUGAGCAGCUACUAAGCAUAUCCAAGCAUCAUUUGCAACGCAGCGCAGAGAAGGAGAUCAGCAACGAGCACGUUUUGCACAAGAUAUACCAAGAAAAUGAGCACAUCAAGGAUACCAUAAAGCACCUAAGGGCUUAUUUCGAAAGCCAAAAAGUUAAGCUGCGCUGGAAAGUGGCUGCGAAAAGCGCCUACCUGCAAAGGUGCGAACUGAAGCUGGAAGAGAGGAAAAUGAAAAAUGUGCUGCGCAUGCAAAACGAAAGUGAAGCUUGCCAGCGCCAAAUCCACGAGAAUCAGAAGAACAGCUUGGAAAAACAAAAACUGCUGGAGAUAGAGCUGGAACAACUGCGUGUGGAAUAUGAGAAUCAAACCAAAAGAAAUCUGCUGGAGGAGAAAUUGGCACGUGAGGAAAAAAACAAGCUGCAGUUUCAGCUAGAAAGCGCUAUAAAAAAAUACGAUCGCGUAAUUGGCGAAAAAAUGAUUGAGCAUUUGGAUCUGGGGAAUGAAUUGGUAGAGGCACAAAAGUCGAUGGAUGCAUUUAUGCUGAUCUAUAAAGAAGAGGAGGACAUUUACAAUAAUAUUGUCGUGAAACGCGAACAAGAUGAAGAACGCAAAAGGCAGCAAGCAAUCUUGUUGUACAAGAUGAAUCGAGCAGCACGCAAAAUACAAACCUAUUGGCGCACAUGGCGCAAAGGGCUGCUUAAAAGGGAGCGUCAAAAGGCGGCUCGAUAUAGUCAAUUAUUCAGGUCAAAAAAUAAAAAGACCUAGACUUAGUUGUAAAGGAAAAUGGAAGUUAUAUGCUAAAAUUAUCAAUUAAAUAUAUGCGUUGAGAUUGGACGAACAAUAAGCUUAGGAAAGUUAUUUCAACUAGAUUUAAAUAAUAGUCCUAAGCUCAUUGUGAGUCAAAAGAAAGACACAUAUAAAUAAAUAUAUUAACUACUUA
Drosophila montana is the source of this 1472-nucleotide messenger RNA. Its product is annotated as trichohyalin-like. Bases 101 to 1297 code for a protein of 398 amino acids. The transcript has 4 exons. The record is from RefSeq and is a predicted model, not a curated record. Lineage: Eukaryota; Metazoa; Arthropoda; Insecta; Diptera; Drosophilidae.